Messenger RNA from Miniopterus natalensis, 1587 nucleotides. It is a transcript of the gene SIGMAR1, whose product is annotated as sigma non-opioid intracellular receptor 1. Gene Ontology annotation, cellular component: endoplasmic reticulum. Lineage: Eukaryota; Metazoa; Chordata; Mammalia; Chiroptera; Miniopteridae. The record is from RefSeq and is a predicted model, not a curated record.
AGCCAUACCAAGGUGGUGGCGGGGGAACGGGUCCUGCACGGCGCGCCGCUGGCUGGGGGGCAGUGAGCCGCGGAACCUCAGGCCCAGCUCUCCUCCGCGCUGCGUGUGCCUGGCUGCCCGGAGGGAUGCUGUGGGCGGUAGGCCGGCGGUGGGUGUGGGCCGCGCUGCUUCUGGCCGCCGCGGCUGUGCUGGCCCAGGCGGUGUGGCUCUGGCUGGGCACGCAGAGCUUUGUCUUCCAGCACGAAGAGAUCGCGCAGCUGGCGCGGCAGUACGCGGGGCUGGACCACGAGCUGGCCUUCUCUCGGCUCAUCGUGGAGCUGCGGCGGCUGCACCCAGGCCACGUGCUGCCCGACGAGGAACUGCAAUGGGUGUUCGUGAACGCGGGCGGCUGGAUGGGCGCCAUGUGCCUCCUGCAUGCCUCGCUGUCCGAGUACGUGCUGCUGUUCGGCACCGCCCUCGGCUCUGGCGGCCACUCUGGACGCUAUUGGGCUGAGAUCUCGGACACCAUAAUCUCUGGCACCUUCCACCAGUGGAGAGAAGGCACUACCAAAAGUGAGGUCUUCUACCCAGGGGAGACAGUGGUGCACGGGCCUGGUGAGGCAACAGCUGUGGAGUGGGGGCCAAAUACAUGGAUGGUGGAGUACGGCCGGGGAGUCAUCCCAUCUACCCUGGCCUUCGCGCUGGCUGACACAAUCUUCAGCACCCAGGACUUCCUCACCCUCUUCUACACUCUUCGCGCCUAUGCCCGGGGCCUCCGACUUGAGCUCACUACCUACCUCUUCGGCCAGGACCCCUGAGUAGCCAGGCCUGAAGGAGGACCUGUGGGUGGACAGGAGCGGCAGGCCCGCACACAUCCACUUGCUGGAGCCCAUGUGAAAAGAUGGACAUACUCACAACAUGCAGAUACCAAGUUCCUGGUAUACAAGCAGGGACAUACAUGCUUAUACCACCAAACACAGAGACCUAUGGGAACAUAUGGGACACACAUUCAGACACUGAAUCCCCAUGUAUAUCAAGGGGUCCAGACAUGUUCAAACAUAUAACACAAGCUUGACUCAUUAACUCAGGCCUUUCCAGAGCUUCUCUUACCUCCUGUCAAGGCUCUGGAGUUCGGGGUGGUGAUGGGUAUUACACUCUGCCUGGGUCUUUCCCCUCAGCCCAGCAGCAAUUGGGGAGAGGGUGAGGAAGAAGAGUUGCCUUUGGAAGUUCCCUUUACCUGUAGCUAUGAUGCCCUUUCCCUUGAUCUCCCAGUCCUCACCAUAUGCCUUACCCCUGUUCUGUUCCCCUGCUAUGCAAGUCCCCUCAUGGCCUGUCCCCCACCCUCUCAGCAACCAGGUCAGUUGGGGAACCAGAAGAAUGUGGAUAAUGCUGAGGUCAGGGCCCCUCCUAUCAUGAAAGACCCCCAUUCCUCCUUCAGAGGUAUGGUGGGAGGAUGGCUUCAGCCCAGGGCCCACCCCUGAGGAGAGGACCUGAAGAGGUGGGCCUAGAUAGAAGGCCUUUUCUGCAUACACCCAUCACAGCUUUCAGACACUGCCUGCAUUUUCUGUCCAUCUGUCUCUGUUAAUAAAGACCUGUUGAACAGUUCCA